Carcharodon carcharias (great white shark) is the source of this 1323-nucleotide messenger RNA. It is a transcript of the gene fbxo3, whose product is annotated as F-box protein 3. The transcript has 8 exons. The record is from RefSeq and is a predicted model, not a curated record. Bases 1 to 1029 code for a protein of 342 amino acids. NCBI's taxonomy places the organism in Eukaryota, Metazoa, Chordata, Chondrichthyes, Lamniformes, Lamnidae.
AUGCCUGGCCACCUCCUGUCCACAGCGGGUAUCACUGAACAAGAGCUGGACGUAGUCGAACGGCGAAUUCAAUUCAAGCUACCCAAUGAUUAUCGCUGCUCCCUUCGCAUACAUAAUGGGCAACGCCUUGUCGUUCCUGGCCUAAUGGGCAGUAUGGCUCUGUCCAGUCACUACCGCUCCGAAGACUUGUUAGACAUUGACACGGCCGCAGGGGGUUUCCAACAACGCAAAGGUCUGAAGCACUGCCUCCCACUGACGUUCUGUAUUCACACAGGACUCAGCCAGUACAUGGCACUGGAUGAGGUGGAGGGCCGAAAAUGCUCUGAAAUCUUCUACCAUUGUGUGGACCAGAUGGCUUCUGAUCCCUCAGCAGUCGACAUGUUCAUCACAGGCUCCUCAUUCACAGAAUGGUUUACCACCUUUGUUCUCAAUGUUACAUCAGAACGGUAUCCCAUCAUCCGUGAUCAGAUCUUCCGGUACAUCCAUGAUGAGAAAUGUGUGGCUCAAACGGGUGACAUCAUGAUAUCGGUGUCCACCUCUUUCCUUCCAGAGCUGAGCUCAGUGCACCCGCCCCAUUACUUCUUCUCCUACAGGAUUAGGAUAGAAAUGGUGAAGGAUGCCUCACCAGACAGUGUCUGUCAGCUGGACAGUCGUUACUGGAAGAUAACCAAUGAGAAUGGAGAUAUCGAGGAGGUCCAGGGUCCUGGAGUCGUUGGUGAAUUCCCAGUUCUGCACCCUGGUACUGUGCAUGAGUAUACCAGCUGCACCACAUUCACCACGCCCUCAGGUUACAUGGAAGGGUACUACACCUUCCACCAACUCUCCAGGCACAGGAACAGCUUCAACAUUGCUAUUCCAAGGUUCUACAUGGUGUGCCCUCCAUUCCGAGCAUCAACUGCCUACCAGAUUGGGAGCAGUCCGGAUCCAUCAAAUGGUGACAGUCCUGCGUCAGACAGCAGUAACCUGCAGAAUCCCAAUCUCUUUGUAAAUUUCCCUCCUGCUUUGGGUCGAUGUCCACGUCAUACCUGAAGUGAAUGUUCCACUUGUGCUCUGCAGCGGAUUUCAUUUCGGUUUUGACUGUGGGCCUCAGAAGGUUCUUUCCAACAAGCUGCAAUUCUGCUUUGAUUGAAGAUUGUCAGCAGUGAAAUCUCAGAUGGACUGUCGCAUAUUUCCCCUUGGUGGCAGUAACUCAGCACUUCCCAUCCUUUAAUCUUUCAGAUUUCAUGGUAAAAUUUCUUGGAUGAAUAGAGUAAAUAGCCCUACUGAGGGCUGUCAUUUAUCUCUCUGAUAAUAAGAUGUUGGAUUAAAAUGAGUGAAGAAUCA